GGGAAAAGGAAGUGUUAGGUAAGAGCGUUACAUAAUAUGACUCUCAUCUCCUCGCGUAAAAUGGCAUCUUCCUACCGCUCUGUUUUUGUCAUUCAAGUACUUCUGUUAUUACUGCAUCGAGAAUAUUGAAUUGUAGCGACAACUCAGAGGGAGGGUUUCUUUUUCCGUGUGUUAAUCGUACCGACUGUCUUAGUUCUUGUUAGGUUACUCAUGAGAGGAAAAUCCCUUCAAACGUGUGGUACGUGUAGUAAAAUGAGCCAAGUCAUUUCCUGUUGAAUAAAUAACCAAAACUUUGCCUGGCAACACCAACGCCUAACCAAAAUGAUCGGUUAGUUAAAAAAAAAAAUAAAAAAAAAAUAUUGUUCGCUUUUUUUGCACUUAAAACAUUAUUUGGCCAUGAAAACUAACAGAAUUUAAUUUAGAGAUCGUACUAGUACAGGGGGAACACUUAAAUCGUUGUUCGUAGUUAAAAGUCUUGGACACGAUGCUGCUUGUCUGACUUGGGGAGGGGAGGGGGGUGUCCUCUGCGCUUCUGGAGGACGUGACUCCAAACAUGCACCGCCAGUUGAUUCUGCGUGAUGACGUAGGCGGCGGACGCAGACGGCGGACGCAGGCGGCUAUAAAUACGGCUCCGCUGCACACGCGCGACUGCACUCUGCGGAAAUCGCGGCUCCAGACAAGCGCUCACAUUCCACUAGCUCUGACAAAGAACUCACCCAGCACAGCGACACGAUGUCCACCAAGGAGAAGCUCAUCAGCCAUGUGUCCAAGGAGGAGGCAGUUGGCAGCAAGAACAAAGUAACAGUUGUGGGUGUUGGCAUGGUGGGAAUGGCCUCCGCUAUCAGCAUACUGCUCAAGGAUCUGUGUGAUGAUUUGGCCUUGGUUGAUGUAAUGGAGGACAAACUCAAGGGUGAGGUCAUGGACUUGCAGCAUGGUUCCCUCUUCCUGAAGACGCACAGAAUUGCGGCAGACAAAGACUACAGUGUUACAGCAAACUCCAAAGUGGUGAUUGUGACCGCUGGAGCCCGCCAACAAGAGGGCGAGAGCCGUCUGAAUCUGGUACAGCGCAACGUUAACAUCUUUAAGUUCAUCAUCCCAAACAUUGUCAAGUACAGUCCUAACUGCAUCCUCCUGGUGGUCUCCAACCCAGUGGACAUCCUGACUUAUGUGGCAUGGAAGUUGAGUGGAUUCCCCCGCAACCGUGUCAUUGGGUCUGGAACAAACCUGGACUCUGCUCGUUUCCGCCAUCUGAUGGCAGAGAAGCUCCACCUGCACCCCUCCAGCUGCCAUGGCUGGAUCAUUGGAGAGCAUGGAGACUCCAGUGUGCCCGUCUGGAGUGGAGUUAAUGUGGCUGGAGUGUCACUGCAAGCGCUGAACCCAAAUAUGGGAGGAGAGUCUGACAGUGAAAACUGGAAAGAAGUUCACCACCAAGUAGUUCAAGGAGCCUAUGAAGUCAUCAAAUUGAAGGGCUACACCUCCUGGGCCAUUGGUCUGUCUGUGGCUGACCUGGUGGAAAGCAUCAUGAAGAAUCUGCACAAAGUGCAGCCCGUGUCCACCCUGGUCCAGGGCAUGCAUGGAGUAAACGAGGAGGUCUUCCUGAGUGUACCCUGUGUCCUGGGGAACAGUGGUCUGACUGAUGUCAUCAAUAUGACCCUGAAGCCCGAUGAAGAGCAGCAGCUGAGGAAGAGCGCUGAGACUCUGUGGGGAGUACAGAAAGAGCUCACUCUGUGAGACGGCUCCUCCUACUGGCCCGAGAUCACUCCUAAACAUGCUAACGGUGUCCGCUGUCAACGUGCAACAGCCGUAUUAGACCAGUUCUCAAAAGGUCAAGGGUUUGUGUAUGAGCCACAUUAUCUGUCUAAUAUUUAUAAACGUUACUCAUUUCAUGUCCUGAUUAGCACAUUUUUCCUGCCAUGACUGAAGUUACCACAACUUAAAACUCUGCAGUUUAUUCUGUACUGUAUGUAUGUAUGUACCUAUCUGUAUGUCACUGUACUGUACUGUUGCUGCUGCACUCCCUGCUUGUAGAUUGUAUUUAAGUGUAUGUGGUUGUUACCAGUUGGUCAUUUCCAAUGAUAAUCUGUUUGAUUUUUAUCUACCACGAAAUGGUGACAUUCCAUUCUCUGUGAGAAAGGUGUCCUCUGCAGCCCGAUUUAACUGCUGCAUAUCACUGGGCCAGUUCUUGUGAUGCCGAAGCACUAUGGCUAUGGGAGGUCUUCUAAAUAUAACUUCUUGUCCACUAAAGUGCAUUGAUACAGCUGAACUACCAUACAUAAUGAAUUAACAUUUUUGUGUAAAACGCAGCAAGAGAAAAGGGAUUCAAUAGAAAAACGGCUCCGAUAAUCUUAAAAUGGUUAACAAUUUGAAAAGGUUUUGUGUUCACCAUAAACCCUCCAGAGUUACACGAGUCAUUCUAGCUCUGGUAAAACAUCAUCGAUGGUGAUGAUAUUUAUUGUUUAUACCGAGUUCUAUUUAUGUUUUGAUGUUGCAUUAGAUUUCUAUUUUAAUCAGAUCUGAGUACCUGUACCUGUGGUGGCAGCUGCACAUUGAUUUUUAUUUUGCUGUGACAUCAAAUAAAUCUGCCAGGAUAACAGGA
This is a messenger RNA of Periophthalmus magnuspinnatus, 2596 nucleotides long. RefSeq names its product lactate dehydrogenase A4 (gene ldha). The record is from RefSeq and is a predicted model, not a curated record. The transcript is spliced from 8 exons. Bases 733 to 1731 code for a protein of 332 amino acids. Gene Ontology annotation, cellular component: cytoplasm. Gene Ontology annotation, molecular function: L-lactate dehydrogenase (NAD+) activity. NCBI's taxonomy places the organism in Eukaryota, Metazoa, Chordata, Actinopteri, Gobiiformes, Gobiidae. Gene Ontology annotation, biological process: carboxylic acid metabolic process.